AGCUUCGCGCGAAGGAUGUGGAGCGUUGGCGCUUCACCGGGCUACUCAUGGCCACUGCUCCAGUUCAGAGGUCGGAGGCGGCGCUCCAUCACCGAUCCCCGGCCACCAUCGAAGCUCCUCACCCCUCGUCGCCUCCUCAUUGGAAGAGAACGCCGAUUCCGAAGCCCCACAGCCAUCACCAAUGAGGAUUCCGACCAGGAACCACAGCAGCAGCUCAAUCUCUCCGUUCUUCGCUUCACUCUCGGGAUUCCGGGUCUGGAUGAGUCCUACCUGCCCAGAUGGAUCGGCAUCGCCUGCGGUUCGCUCAUUAUCCUCAACCAUUUGUCCUCCCCUUCGUCCCCUACCCCUGCCCAGCUCAGAACGGAGGCCUUGGGCGUCUUCUUGGCAGCCUUCUCUGCUACUCUUCCUUAUCUUGGAAAGUUUCUUAAGGGUGAAAAUUCAGUUGAACGUGCACCCCUCCCUGAAGGAAACAAGCAAAUAUUUGUAUUGUCCGAAAAUCUCACUGAUUUUCUCAAAGAGGAUUUGGCUUGGACAUCAUAUGUUCUUUUGAGGAAUACAAACACCAUGUCAGUGCUUAUCGUGGUAGAAGAUGCAUUAUGUGUACGUGGCUACUGGGAUGUACCUGAAGAUUUUUCAAAAGCUUAUAUACUUGAUCAGCUCAAGGGACAGAUUGAACAAAUUGGAUUCUUGGACCUGAAAGAAACAGUAUACUUCCCCCAAAGUCCAGAUCUACAGCUUCAGAAUAUGCUACCCAAAGGAACUCUUUCACUUUUAGUACAGCCAGUGCUUGGAGCCGUCGAUCCCAUUAGUGAUGGCAGUUCAACGAAUAAAGGGAUUAUUUUGGUGGCGUCUAAUGCGAGCUAUGCAUAUAGCAAUAGAGAUAGGGCUUGGAUAAGAGCAGUUGCUAGCAAAUUUCAAGGUAUCAGAGUUCAUGUGUGAUCCAAAUACAAUAAUUGCCUGGGUGAUACAUCGGGAUGUGCAGAAAAGAGAAUUUAAUUCAGUAAGAAUCUCAGUCUCAUGCAACCUGAGGUAAAACCUUCAUAUCAUUACAAUGCAGAUUGGGAUCAACUUUUUGCAGGAGGUUGUAAUGCCGUAACUACAAGAGGCAUCUCAUGUACUAUUAUUAUCAAUUUAUUGGAAGUUUGAUUUAUUGUGAUUGGGAAGUAAUUGACCCCUUGCUUUAGUCUUA
Dioscorea cayenensis subsp. rotundata (Guinea yam) is the source of this 1189-nucleotide messenger RNA. Its product is annotated as protein COFACTOR ASSEMBLY OF COMPLEX C SUBUNIT B CCB2, chloroplastic. The transcript is spliced from 7 exons. Bases 16 to 939 code for a protein of 307 amino acids. The record is from RefSeq and is a predicted model, not a curated record. NCBI's taxonomy places the organism in Eukaryota, Viridiplantae, Streptophyta, Magnoliopsida, Dioscoreales, Dioscoreaceae. Gene Ontology annotation, biological process: cytochrome b6f complex assembly.